Phyllostomus discolor (pale spear-nosed bat) is the source of this 1192-nucleotide messenger RNA. It is a transcript of the gene KLF18, whose product is annotated as Kruppel like factor 18. The coding region runs from base 1 to 1122 and encodes 373 amino acids. The transcript has 2 exons. Gene Ontology annotation, biological process: regulation of transcription by RNA polymerase II. The record is from RefSeq and is a predicted model, not a curated record. Gene Ontology annotation, molecular function: RNA polymerase II cis-regulatory region sequence-specific DNA binding; DNA-binding transcription factor activity, RNA polymerase II-specific. Lineage: Eukaryota; Metazoa; Chordata; Mammalia; Chiroptera; Phyllostomidae.
AUGACAAUCUCCAAUGAAGGUAGCCAGAUGAAGGCCCUCAGUGAUGAAUGCAACCUCGAUGGAGGGCAGAUGACCAUCAGUGGGAACCAAGACCAUUGUGGAGGCCAGACAACCUUCCAUGGGAACCAGGCCCACUGUGGAGGCCAGAUGACCAUCAGUGGGGACCAGGCCCCUUAUGGAGGCCAGACGAGCAUCAGUGAGGACCAGGCCCCUUAUGGAGGCCAGACGAGCAUCAGUGAGGACCAGGCCCCUUAUGGAGGCCAGACGAGCAUCAGUGAGGACCAGGCCCCUUAUGGAGGCCAGACGAGCAUCAGUGGGGACCAGGCCCCUUAUGGAGGCCAGACAAGCACCAGUGAGGACCAGGCCUCUUAUGGAGGCCAGAUGAGCAUCAGUGGAGGCCAGGCUCCUUAUGGAGGCCAGACGAGCAUCAGUGGGUACCAGGCCCCUUAUGGAGGCCAGACAACCUUCAGUGGGUACCAGGCCCCUUAUGGAGGCCAGACGACCUUCAGUGGGUACCAGGCCCCUUAUGGAGCCCAGAUGACAACUUUUAAAGGGAGCUAUACAAUGACCUUCAUUAGUGACCAGCCCUUUACUGGGGGCCAGAUGACAACACACAGUGGUGACCAGACCCUCUAUGGAAGUCAGAUGGUGGCCCUUAAGAGAGACCAGAAGACACCCUUCACUGAUGACUACAUUCUCUAUGGAAGCCAUAUGAUGCCAUGUCAGUCGGCACCACUGCCACACUCAGGAUUCCUGUACUUUUCAAGCCUCCAUUAUACUCAAGGACAGUUCCUAGAAAAUCAGAAGUCAAAACUUCAGACCCAGAGAUGUCAGUUCCCAAAGAAACUUGACAUUUUGAAGCCCUACAGUUGCUCAUACCAGAACUGUGGGAAAUCAUAUUCGAAGCGUUCCCACCUCCAAAUCCACAAGCGCAAACACACUGGAGAAAAGCCUUACAAAUGCAAUGUGCAGGGAUGCACCUGGAAAUUUGCCCGUUCAGAUGAGCUCAACAGACACAACAGAAAGCACAGUGGGGAGCGGCCGUACCUGUGCACUGUGUGCAACAAGACUUUUGCAAGAUCCGAUCACCUAAAGCAGCACCAGAGAGUCCACAUCCUGUGACUACUUAUCCACAGCCCAUGAGGAAAUGAGUACAGCCAAAAAUCUCUCCCUACUAAUCCUUUGUUUGCUC